AAUUUCAUUUGUCCCACGCACGCUUUCUGGGGAAGGGACCCUGCCGGCUAACAACCUCAAAGACAGUGGCCCCAAAUUCAAGGCUGCUCCACCGAGUGACCUCCCCGCUCUCGCCCGCAGGCCAGGCGCGCCCACUGCCCACACCGCCGCCACGACUGCCUCUCACCCUGGUCCAGUUUUGCUUCCGGGGUGAGGGCCACGCGGAGUGGCCGGUCUCCCCGAGCCGGGGGCCGUAGGGCCGGGCCGUCCGUGCCCUCCGCACGCCCGCCGGGGCUUUCGGUCCGGCGUGUCGCCGCGUUCAGCACGCUCUCCCCGGGCCGAAUUCCUUUCCGUUCCGCUCCGGGGCGCCCGCGGUCGGCGCUGCCCCCAGGAGGCGCGGGACACAAACCCGCCCCCGCCCCGCGUCCGUCGAGCACCGGCGUUCGACCUGGGGCACAGCCCCCGCACCCCAACUCCCCUCGGACCGAGUCCGCCGGAACCGAGCCCGCGCUCCACCUCCGCCGGCCUCGCAGACGGCAAAGGGAGAUGAAAGCAUGGAAAUUAAAAAACAAAUCACAGGGAUGAGAAGAUUACUGAAUGACAGCACUGGGAGGAUAUACCAGCGUGUUGGCAAAGAAGGAGAAAAAUUAAAAGAAGAGCCCCAAGAUUUGGAUCUAGUGUGGCCUCCGCGUUUGAACUCCUCUGUGGAGGCACAGAGCCUCCCCCCUUCUUCACGAGCAUGGAAUGAGCUACCACCCCAAAGUGAGCAGUUCUCAGGGCAGUAUGGUACCCGUUCUAGAACCUUCCAGAGUCAGCCACUCACUGCUGCCAGCUCCAAUGGCACAUGUCAUUCUUUUCUCUCGUGCUCAGGAGAAUUUCCAGUGGCGAAUUUGUCAACUGGAUCAAACUGCUGUACUUGUAACUGCCAGUCAACGUUGCAGGCCAUUCUCCAGGAGCUCAAGACCAUGCGGAAAUUAAUGCAGAUCCAAGCAGUUGGAACUCAAAACAGACAACAACCCCCAAUUUCCCUUAUAUGCUCCCAGCGAACUGCUGUCUCGCGCAAGAGAAAUAGAAAGAAAAAAGUGCCCCCAAAGCCUGCAGAACCUGUUACUGGGAAGCAGAAGGCCAGUGUGGUAGUAGCGGAGAAGAAGCCAGCGGCAGUGGCCUUGGCGCAGUCUUCAGUGCAAGCCACCACCGAGCACACCGCCAGCGAGCAGAGCCGCAUCCUGGGCCUUGGCAUUGUUCUCCAGUCACCUUCCUCAGAUCCAGAAGUGCAACUUGCUGAAGGCUUUGACGUGUUCAUGCCUAAAUCGCAGCUGGACUCUAUACUGUCAAACUACACGCGCUCAGGAAGCCUUCUGUUUAGAAAACUGGUGUGUGCAUUUUUUGACGACAAGACUUUGGCUAAUUCCUUACCCAAUGGGAAGAGGAAAAGAGGACUGAAUGACAACCGGAAAGGACUAGACCAGAAUAUUGUGGGUGCAAUAAAAGUCUUCACAGAAAAGUACUGUACUGCUAACCAUGUGGAUAAGCUUCCUGGCCCAAGAGACUGGGUACAGAUUCUACAGGAUCAAAUUAAACUGGCCAGAAGAAGGUUGAAAAGAGGCUCAGCAGAGGUAGUGGACGGUGAUGACAGACUGGACAGCGUUUCUCUGCCACCGACAGGAAAAAAGCCUGAGGCCCAGAACCAUUAAGUGACUGUGCCAAGGUCUCAGCUGUUUGACGGCCCGGCCCGGCCCCUGGACCCCAGCCGCUGUGCGCAGAGCUGUGGAGCUGUGGCGCUCUCACGCCCAAGCCCAAGCCGGCCUCCCUCUGCAUGCUCCUUACCGCUGCUCUGCUCGGAGAGGAUGGCUGUGCUCUCCCCAGGGCCCCAUCCCGCCCAUCCCGGUGUCUCCGUCUCCACAGGCACUGGAUGUGGGCAUCGGCGUACCCAAAGGCCACUGCAGGUUAAGCUCUGGCUCAAGUCCUGUCUCAGAUUUUGCCCCGAACUGUGAGGUUGUAGUUAAGGAAGUGGUAGAACACAUCCACAGGUCUUCUCACUAGACUACUGAUAGGUGUUUAAUGAAAUCACUGUACAGCAUGAUCGUAAAAUGUUCAUCACUUCAGAAAAGGGAGAAAGAAGUCACAAGCUCACGCCGAAGUUUGGCAGUGAUAAAGUGCGCCAGCCUUCACCGCCUCACGCGCCUUGUGGUCACGCCCCUACAGUGAAACCCCGGACUGCUUGGCUUGAACCUGGGCUUCCUGCUUCCCCGUGGGCCCUGACGCGACCCUCACUGUCCCCGUCUGAGCCCGCCACUGUGGUCCUCUGCGAGGUUCAUCAGUACCUCUAUUACCAUUUUCAGGCCCUUUUCUCUUCCAGUUUUGCGUGUGUUGGGGAGAGGCAGGGAAGAGCUGGAAGCCCUUGACUAUUUCUGAGAUUCAGACGAUCACAGUCAGUGGUCGAAUGAUAUUUGUCUGGGCCAGCUGCAUUUAAGCGCCUGUUUGUCUAGUUUUAACAAAAACAGACUCAGAUUCCGUGGUGGGAAAAUGUGUUUUCUUAAUUUAUUCCCGUUCGGCGCUGCUGGUGGAGUCUUUCGAAUGCCCACCAGGAGUCGGCCCCGGGCUGGGCUCAGCACACACAUGCCUGCCCCCCUGGACUGGGGGAGGUGGGGACACCUCCUUCGCGGCUCUGGCACAGAUGUGGAGAGCAAGGGCCAGGGAGGAAAACCCUCCGAGAGUGUGGGAACAGUGGGCGGUUGAAAGGAGCCCAGGGCAGUUAACAUCUGAACAGUGCUUUCUGACGUGUAAAAUGGGGCUUCUGAAUUCAAAAUAGUGGGCUGAUGUUCAUUGGGGUUCAGCAGUUUGCAUCACAGAUUGGCAUUCUUUUACACACUUUAAAAAAAAAAGUUUUGGGAAGAAAAUUUAAAGUUACCACUCAGAGAUGACCAUUGUUGGGUGUUUUCCCCAGACUUUUCUGUAUAUGUAUUUGUUUACUGAGGUAAUGGAGAGCCUAUAUGUACAAUUAGUUUCCUGAAUUUCGGGGACUUUUUCACGAGAAGCAUUUCCCCUUUUUAUUACCAGCCUCUGUACGCGUCAUCUGUGGCUCGGUGCUCUGUUGAACAGGUUAGCCCUCCUUAGCCCUCUUCUAUCAUGGGCAAUGUAGGGCAUCCUCAGCAGGGGCACACGUCCACCGGCUUUGUUCCCAGUCCCUAAGACCGGCCACUUAGCACCACUUACCCUCAGCUGAGACGUGCCAGCCUAACUGCAGUGCUGGCCCUUCCCGAGAGCCCCCACUUAUCCCAGACACCCAGCUCUUCCUCGGAUGUGCCGCCCCCUCAUUGUCCUGUCUCUGUUGUAGGUUGUACAUUUGACACCAGCAGAGAAGCACAGGGGAUGCAGAACCCAGGUUCUAUUGCCCAGACUUGGGUUUUAGUGACCUUUGUCAUUAGCAUAUGUAACUCUUGCCUUUGAACUGCUUCAGAGAUCCAGGGGGCAUUUUGGAUCCAAGCAAAGCACGGGUGUUGUGUGAAGUCUGAAUAGUUCCAUACGCCUUCUUUGUAUUGUGUGAUAAUCGAGCCUCCGAUUUAGUAUAAGACUUUUAAAAAUCAUUUUUUUAAAAGUUGAUUUGUUGCCCUUGAAAAGUCCAGUGUGUGAUCUAGUUAGCUGAUUGUCCAGCGCAAAGAAGCCAUUUCCCCCUUUUCUAUUCAUUUGUAACCUCAGUGCAGAGUUUGGGAGCAUAUUUAUUUUAAAGUAAAUGUGUUAGCUCAUAUAGAGAAGCACGGCUCUUUCCAGGACGGAGGGUGUUUGAGAAAGCCCACGUGAGCUAGACGUUCUUCAGCACAGAGGAAAAAGUUGUUUGAGGAGACAGGGCAGCUCUGACCUUUUAGACAAAAUCAUUUAUAAUGUCAGUGCCCCCAGAAAUAGCCAUUGUAACGGAGCAGGUAGUGCAAACGAUGUACGAAUUCAUAGGAAGGAAGAACCUUUCUCGUAAGUUGCAUUGGCCCAAUGACAAAACAACUUGCUCAGAGGUGAAAGGCUCGGAGUAAUAGUUACCAGCUGGAUAGCUAACGACCAGUCAACAGAAGGUUUUACCUAUCCGCGGGGUCCAGGUUUUGAUGUUGUAAGGUGAGCUGCCGCAGAGUACCUGCUUCAUGUUCUCGUUUCUUGGCUCCUGGCACACCUGCCCUCCACUUUCUAUAACCAACACGAGAAAGGCUGGAUUGAUUUCAGACAUAUCUUGCCAUGUGGCUGUUUGUUUUGCACAUGUAUUUACCUCUAGGUUUCAUAAAAUAGUACCGCUUAGAAAUACUGCAUCGUUACCUCAUUUAUUAUAUAAAGCAAAUUGCCCUGAAUGUUGGCACUUUACCUAAAGACCAAAAACUGGCAGGAAAGAAAUUUGACCGUAGACCCCCAAAGCAGGGUUCAGCAUUGCCAUGCCGACAGUGUAACCCUUCGCCCCGCACUCAUCUCCUCAGCCUGUUGGAGCAGGCACGCCCUUCAGGGCUCUGUGAGAGACUGAGGGGUGAAGGUGAGAGCUGCCCAGCGUCAGGUGGCCCUUCCGUGCACACUGGGCACAGGGCCAGGCUGUCCUGCCCACCCUGUCAAGGUACUGUGGUGCCAUCGCUGUGGCAUGAAGACCAGCUAAUAACUGAAGAUGCACCACGUCCCCACAAUGUGACAGGAGACUGGUCUGCCUGUGGCUUAUGGAAUCAGUCUCACUCCAGACAGUUACAGCUCAUGUCUGUGUGUCUUUCCUUUUUCUUCUUUUUAAAGCUGUAAGCAAGGUUCAGAGAAAUUAUUUCCAUCGUACCUUUUGAGUAGCCUUUUCCAUUUCCAGCCAGUAAGUAAUCCUUUUCCUGAAACCAGUCCCUUGCUUUAGCAAGUGGUGUGAUCAACUGCUAUGUACAAACCAGGGUUUUUGUUUUUCUGCAGCAUAUGCUCAAAAAUUUGUCUUCUGCCUUCCAGAUUGAAAUAUUCCUCAAGGGAAUAGAAAAGAUUAAUUAGUGACCUUUCACUCUGCUAAGCUUUGAUGAAUAUGUUGCUAGGGAAGGUAGAAACAUCUACGCACAACUGCAGGUCUCUUAGAUAUGCACCAGGAGGCUUCAGAAGCACUUCCUGUCGAGGCUGGGUGUGGCUUGGAGUUUUCAGCGCUUGAGCAGGGGUAGGGGCUGUUCAACUCUCGAUGUGUGCAAUGGAUUCCCUAAUUGGAAAUGCAUAGCAAAACUGCAACCAUAAAAUCAUACUUUGUAAAUUCAAAUUAUAUUUGUGUUAACUUACUGUGACUACUGUUCAGACUUUGUUCAGAAAUCCUUUUUAUAGGCUUUCUUAGCAAAAAUAAAAUUCCAUAUCUAUGGAUAACAUCUCAAUCUUCUGUAUAUAUGUUUUAUUAAUAUGUAAAUAUUUAGAUUUUUAAAAAUUACUAUGUUCUUUUAAAAAGAAUUCAGCGCAAGGUUAGUGGUGAAAUGGUGUAUAACGUUGUGUUGUGAUAUCAACUCCCAAGAUGCUCUUUACAUCCGUCCUGGAAGAACACAAUAAAUUAGUUUAAUGGAA
Heterocephalus glaber (naked mole-rat) is the source of this 5508-nucleotide messenger RNA. It is a transcript of the gene Bend7, whose product is annotated as BEN domain containing 7. Gene Ontology annotation, molecular function: DNA binding. Lineage: Eukaryota; Metazoa; Chordata; Mammalia; Rodentia; Bathyergidae. The record is from RefSeq and is a predicted model, not a curated record.